GCUACUUUCUCUUUCACUUUGACGAGUCUUUACGGUUCAGUCGGCGUCUGAAGGGAAGAAGCUGCUGCUUGAGAUUUAUUUUGUCUUCAUUUAAGACUAUGGCAGCUGUUUGGUAACUUUAAAAUCACGCAACUUCGAAGAGAACUGCUGUGCUGAUCAGCGAAUAAAUCCACUGCGUCGUUUACAACGUGGUGCACGAUGCGCCAACGGAGCCACUUCCUCAUCCCUCUGCUCUUGCUGUGCGUGGAUGUCUGCGUGGUGCGCGGCCUCCGCCUCCUGCAGCUCUCGAAGCUCCUGCCCAGCCCCUCGCUUGUCACCCUGUGGGCAGGAGCGCUGACCAGGGCCGGCCUCCUGCUCGUCACCGCCACCUCCUGCGGAGGAGACCUCUCGUGGGCAAGCAGCUUAUCGGUGCUUUGCUUGCACCUCCCGGUCUAUGUCGGCCUCCUCUCUGGGAUGGGGUGGUCCACCGAGGAGGAGGUGUGGGGAUGGCACUCCUGGGAAAGGUUGCUGCAGGGCUACGCGGUGACGGCGGUGGCGUGGGUCUACUGGAGUCAGUACGUCUCGCUGUGGACGUCCACGAGCGCCAAGGAGAAGCCCAAAGAGGACAUUGAGUCAUCUCUUAGGAGGAGGCUGAUUGGAUUCAUGCGACCUUAUGUCGGACGAUUUGUUAUUGUGCUGAUCCUUGUACUGCUCUCCUCCUAUGGCGAGAUGGCGGUGCCGCUCUACACGGGCCGUGUGACUGACUGGAUCACAAACCAAGAGGCGCCGGACGCUUUCUACGAGGCCAUCAUGAUCAUGGGGGCAAUGACUGCUGCAAGCGCGGUGCAGGAGUUCAUCGGCGACCUGGUGUACAUCUCCACCAUGCGGCGUAUCCACACGGCAGUGCAGAACGCCGUCUUCCAAGCAGUGCUGAAACAGGACAUCGCCUUCUUUGAUGCCACCACCACAGGUGAGCUGGUGUCCCGCAUCACCAAGGACACGGACGACAUGAGCGAGGCGCUGAGUGAGAAGCUGAGCCUCGUCAUGUGGUACACGGCCCGCUUCUUCUUCCUCCUGUAUUUCAUGACCAUGCAGUCGUGGAAGCUGACGCUGCUCUCCUGCAUGGGGCUGCCCAUCAUCUGGGUCAUACCCAAGUUCAUCGGGCGCUUCAGUCAGACGCUGUCGGUGAAGAUCCAGGAGUCGGUGGCUAAGGCCAACCAGGUGGCCACAGAAACCUUCUCCUGCAUCAAGACGGUGAAGAGUUUUGCCAACGAGGACGGAGAGACGGAGCGCUACAGGCAGGCCAUGGAGGACACGUACGCCCUUCAUAAAAUACAGGCCGCAAUUUAUGGAGUCACUACGUCUGCCAACAGUUUGAGCACUUUGGCCAUGAAAGUGUGCAUUCUGUACUACGGAGGGAUGCUCGUGACAAGGGGAACAGUCAGCAGCGGAGCGCUGGUCUCGUUCGUCCUCUACGAGCUGCAGUUUGCUUCUGCUGUGGAGGCCUUCAUGCAUUCUUACCCAGAGGUGAGGAAGGCUGUCGGCGCCUCUGAGAAGAUCUUUGAGUAUCUGGAUCGGAAACCUCGAGUACCCCCGGAGGGAACCUUGGCCCCUGAGAACCUCGAGGGCCACGUUGAGUUCAAGAACGUUACUUUUGCCUACUCGGAGAACACCGAUGACGACAGCCUUGUCCUCAAGAACGUUUCCCUGGAAAUAAAACCGGGACGCAUCACGGCACUUGUGGGUCUCAACAGAUCAGGGAAGUCCACCUGCAUCAAACUGCUGGAGAGGUUUUACCAGCCCCAAAGCGGGGAGAUCCUCCUGGACGGGUUGCCUUUGCAGAGUUAUAAAGACCUUUAUCUUCGGCACAAGAUUGCCGUGGUGAGUCAGGAAUGUCUGCUGUUCGCUCGCCCCGUGUGGGAGAACAUCAAAUACGCCUGCGACGCCAGCGACGACGACAUGUACCGAGCCGCCCGCCUCGCCAGCGCCCACAACUUCAUCACGGCGCUGUCGAAGGGCUACGACACAGAUGCCGGCGAGAAAGGAGCACAGUUAUCCGGAGGGCAGAGACAACGUAUCGCCAUCGCCAGAGCUUUAAUCCGACGACCCAAGGUCUUGAUAUUGGACAACGCCACCAGCGACUUGGACACGGAAAACGAACAUCAGGUCCACCAGGCUUUGCUGAGCCAAGGCAAGGAGUGCUCUGUGCUGCUCAUCUCCAACAAGAUGAGUGUCGCCAAGAAGGCCGACCACAUCGUCGUCCUCCACAACGGGACGGUGGAGGCGGAGGGUUGCCAUGACGAGCUGCUGAAAAGAGGCGGCCGUUACGCUGAACUGGUGACAAAGGAGGCGCACUGAGAUUGUGGAUAUAAGGAGGCAGUGCCUUCAAGCCUAGCUUCCCAAUGUGGGGUACAUCAAUUGUCAUAGGGGGCACAUGAAUAAAAAUGAAAAACAAUUAGCGCCUGACACUCACAAUUACUAGUGCGCCUGAAUGCCUCACGGCCCAAACAGAAGACAUCAAAUGAUGUUCAUUGCUGUGUGUGCAUCAUGCGAACAAAUAAGUCAGUUUGAUGAUUAUUUUGUGCAUUAAGAGUGUUUCUUCUUGAAGAUUUCAUUUAUAUUGGUGUUCCAAACCCCGUACGGCCCAGUGGUGAAAAUGAGCCCCGAAAAUGGUCAGAUCAAAUGUCUGAAGGGGUAUGCGACUGUAAGAAGCUUGGAAACUACUGCCUUUAAGGACGUCAGAUACACUGUAUGCCCAUUUCCCGCUGCACCGUACCUCCUUGGCUCCGUUGUAUUUCUAGCAUACCUUCAGUUGAGCCAAGCUGGGUGUACCAUUGGAGGAUGUGCAUGGAGCAAUGACAGAAACAACUAACCUUAGUAGCUCCUGCCGUACCUUAGCUGUGGGCGCUGCAAUCAUACAGCAGGUCCCCGAUUUAAGAACGAGUUCUGUUCCUACGACGGCGUCAUUAGUCGACUUUCACGUCAUAGCUUAUACCUAACUUAACGCCUUAACGCCACUGUACCCUGAUGCUAGUCAUCACAUCUCAUCAUCCAAUGAGGUUCAUUUGGUCAAUCAUUCAUUCAUUCUCAACAGUUCUUUUUCAACACACCAGAGUUGCCUGACAGUUUCAACUGAUCACUUACAGUCUUCUUCAGAGUGGUCACGUGAUCACAUGUUCUAGGAUAUCGUCUCUCUCCUUUAUGACGGUCCAGUGUUGGUCCAUUUUUCUCUACUCUGGCAGAAUUUUUGUCUUGAGAGAGAGAGAGCGAGAGAGAGAGAAUGGCCUUCGCUUACUCAGAGGUACAAGCUACUACUAAGCACACUUUACAACAUGAGAACUCAAAACUUGCACUAGAGGAGGAGGAAAGGGGGGUGGAAGUGUUCCAGCCACUCGUCACAGCCAUAUAUCAGUGCGUGUCGUGGACCCCGCCUGUCAGCACUGGGGGGAUGAAGCGACAAAGGUGUGGGAUGGGAGAGGGUGUGUGUAGCAUAUGUGCAUGUGUGUGAGUGUAGGUCUGGGGAAGUUGUUCAGUCUAGCGCACAAUCCUGGUGCCUCAGACCGCAGGAUGUCAUUGCAAUAACACAGCAGUUGCCAUGGAGACGACCGUGAGCGGCCCUGGGCAGAGGCAACAAUCAACAGGUGUCUGUGAAAGAAGGGGAAGGUUCCAAAGCGUCUCACUGCAGCAAUCUCCUGGAGGAGUUGUUCCAGCAGCGACCUUGGCCCGGGGCCAAUACCGGGGGGGGGAGCCGAAAUGCUGAUUAGAAUGUUUGGGUUAGUGCGAGUAGCCGCAUUCCAAUAGACUCGGAUACUGUUUGUCCAUUCUGGUCUCUCGAUCGACCCAGCAAUCAUGACGGGCAGCUGCUGGGCACUUAGACUGCUGUCUCCGUCUUCCAAAUUUUGUGAUACAGCAGGGCAAGACAAGAAUCGCCAGGCACACGACCCUCCACUUCCCCCAACUGUCUAUCACGUAACCGACAUUGAACGUUCCGUCAGGGCAGACAGGUUCCCCCGAACCCUGAGCUGCUUGCCGGGAAGAUUCUGUCAGUUGCGAGAGACCAGUUGAUCAAUCCGUGAUUUAGAUUUGGAGAGCAGUGCGGACAGAAGCGCUUCAAAGUAGGAGGCAGAACAAAACGAGACAUGAGAAGCAAAACAGGGAAUAUAAGAGCGGGGAGAGGCAAAAGAUGCAACCACCUUCGUUGACAGCCAUCAGAAGGAAGAAUCAUUUAAUUCAUUUCACGUCCAAUGUGGUGGCGUUCCUUUUCUGGACGUUAACUUGACCGUGAUAAGUGAAUUUUUGCUAAGUAGGAUUCCUUAUUUAUAAAUAAAAUAUUUUUGUUGUCAGAAAAUCCGUUAACAACCUUCUAAAUAUGUUUUUUAACAUUAUUAGAGCCCUCUAGACAUGAAAUAACACCCCUAUAGUCACCUUUACACUCCUAUUAUUUAAUGUAGUAGACAUAAUAAGAGAAAAUAAGAUAUAAAUAAGACUCGUGCUUGUGUGUGUUGCUGUAAAUGUGUUCCGAUGCGAGGGGAGCUGAGUGAUGCGGCGAACAGGAAGUUCGGGGUUCAGAGUUGAGUUUUAGCUCGGCUUGGGUUACAGCUGCAACAGUAGCCCGUGUUAGGGAUUAUUGUGCCUGUUGUGAGAUCAUUCAAACCUGCAAUAAAAGCCUGUUCCGCCGAUCAAGUCUGGUGCUUGUCUCACCCAGUGACAUUACUGACACCUAGUGACCAGUAUAGAAUACUACAUAUUAUCACAACGUCAUUGAAUGCCUUAGAUUUGUAUAUUACUUCAUUUAGUGUUGCUUGAAAAUGCGUAUUUUAGGCCGUAAUAGGCCGUAUUCAACCAUGAAACAGCAAUGAUUUAUUAACACAUUUUUGAAAAAUUGUGAUAGAGUGAAGCCGCAAAAUUCGAAGCGUAAAGCGGUGAGGGAUUACUGUAGUUCACGAGCAGGUCUCGUUUUACAAACCGAAUUGCAUAGGUAGUUUCGACAUAAGGGAGUGUGUCAUAACCACCAAACUUCAGGCAAUAACACAAAAUGAAAAUCAAAACUGUGAACCACGUGUAUUACACCCCACAGUCUCCACUUUGCUGCAGCGCUACUUUUUCUCGCUGCCCCCAAUCAACUAUUGAAUAAACUUUGUCUACCAUCAACAGCCCCCGAUCGUCCUUCCUUUGUUAUGGGUUGGUAGCGUGUCUUGCUGUGACUGUGGCUUGGUUUCUGCAGUUUCCCAUGGUACUAUAUUUAAGUGGAAAACCCGACCGCCUCAAACUGGGAGUGAGUAGAGCCGAGCGUGUACUGUGCAAUGGAAAUGCAGCAUUAGUUGUUAGACCAGUAGCCAUUUAGCCAUUUGUUUUCACAAUUUCCUAUGUGCACCUUGAAGCCAUUUGUACCAUAAGCCCUUGUUUUG
Messenger RNA from Dunckerocampus dactyliophorus (ringed pipefish), 5387 nucleotides. RefSeq names its product transporter 1, ATP-binding cassette, sub-family B (MDR/TAP) (gene tap1). Bases 199 to 2337 code for a protein of 712 amino acids. Gene Ontology annotation, biological process: transmembrane transport. Gene Ontology annotation, molecular function: ABC-type oligopeptide transporter activity; ATP hydrolysis activity; ATP binding. The record is from RefSeq and is a predicted model, not a curated record. Lineage: Eukaryota; Metazoa; Chordata; Actinopteri; Syngnathiformes; Syngnathidae. Gene Ontology annotation, cellular component: membrane. The transcript is spliced from 13 exons.